GUGCCCAGUGGUGCACGCGUUUAUGUGAAUCCGGUUACAUACAAUAAAUAAAAUACAGUUAAAUAAAAAGUUGAUAGAAUAUUAUUAAAUUGUGAUGUGGUGACGUUUAUUUUUAAAUUUCAGUACCUAUAUAGAGCAUCAGUAUAUUAAAAGAAAUGGCAGAAAAAGAAUCCUUAAAACUUGAGAAUGGAAAUGGAAUUGCAAGUGCUGCAGGCAGUACGGUGAAAUUAAAACGGGAAUUGGGAUUAUUUUCGGCAGUUAAUUUAAUAUUAGGAGUCAUGAUCGGUUCAGGAAUAUUUGUGUCUCCAGCAUCAGCAUUGAAAGAGUCAGGCUCAGUUGCAUUGUGCCUUAUCAUCUGGACGGUGUCCGGAAUUAUAUCCUUAUUAGGAGCUUUAUCAUUCGCAGAAUUAGGAACGGUAGUUAACAAAUCCGGUGCAGAGUAUGCAUAUUUUCAAGAAGCAUUUAGCAAAUUUCAUAAGUUUUGGGGACCUCUUCCAGCAUUUACUUGUGCUUGGAUUUAUGUUAUGAUUUUAAGACCUGCAGAAGUUGCAAUUAUUGUUAUGACAUUUGCUGCGUACGCAAUUCAACCAUUUUCAAUUGAUAUACCAGCUGAGAGUCGAGCUCAAGCCGUUAAACUAGCAUCCUUGUCAGCUUUAUUUAUAAUGACAUACAUCAACAUAACGAGCGUGAAGCUGUUCGUGAAGGUGCAAAAUGUGUUUGGAGUGUGUAAGGUGUUCGCAUGCCUUGUUGUCAUUGGAGGCGGGAUCUAUGAGAUAGCUAGAGGCAACACUGCCAACUUGGGCAAGGGUUUCGAAGGCAGCACGACCAACCCAGGAGGAAUAGCGCUCGCGCUGUACUCUGGUUUGUGGGCCUACGAUGGCUGGAACAGCGUCACGGUCGUCACGGAGGAAAUCAUCAACCCAGCUGUAAACGUCCCCCUCAGUAUUUCCAUAGCCGUUCCUCUAAUCACAGGCCUCUACGUGUUCAUGAAUGUAGCCUACAUGACGGUUCUAAACUUUGAAGACAUGACCAGUGUGCCCGCCGUGGCUGUGGAGUUUGGCAAUCGCGUGCUGGGCCCUGCCAGCUUUUUAAUACCGCUUGGAGUUGCUAUCGCUACGUUCGGAUGUGCUAUGAGCGUGCAAUUCGGUGUAACCAGGGUCUGUUAUACGGCAGCUAAAGGUGGACAUAUGUUAGAAGUAUUUUCGUAUGUAAAUAUGAAGAGGCUGACACCGGCUCCCGCGGUAGCCUUUCAGGCAUUGCUGACAGCAAUAUUUAUUAGCAUUGGCAACAUCCAAACACUCAUAGAGUUCGCCAGUUGGUUCCUUUGGUUUUUCUACGGGCUCGGAAUGGUAGCAUUGCUGGUUCUAAGAAGAACCCAGCCGGACAAAGAAAGGCCGUACAGAGUACCAACCGUAGUGCCUUGCUUCGUGUUGCUAGUGGCAAUAUUUUUGUCAGUGUUGCCAAUAGUUCACGACCCGUCUGUUAAAUAUUUAAUGGCUAUAGGCUUUAUAGUCAUUGGGUUUAUUGUUUACACAGUAUUUGUGUAUUAUAAGAAAACACCUAAAACUAUUUUAGAUAAGUUGACAUUCCUGACUCAAGUGAUGUUUGAGAGCGUUCCGCCGAACAGCCGCCAAGACUGAUAUUUUUUAUAUUUAUUUACACUAAGUAUAUACCUUUUGAGAUCGUUUUGUAAAUAUUUUAUGCAAGGAAUGUUAUACAAAAUAAAUUAGGGCACCAGCCCUAAUUUAUAGAUUUAGAUUCUAUAGAGAU
Molecule: messenger RNA, 1770 nt
Organism: Cydia strobilella
Lineage: Eukaryota; Metazoa; Arthropoda; Insecta; Lepidoptera; Tortricidae
Product: b(0,+)-type amino acid transporter 1-like
Exons: 9
Coding region: 156-1640 (494 amino acids)
Biological process (GO): amino acid transmembrane transport
Cellular component (GO): membrane
Molecular function (GO): L-amino acid transmembrane transporter activity
Source: RefSeq, a predicted model, not a curated record